AUGGACACUUGUUAUUCAACCCCUAAGCGCUACCACCAUGACGUGUUCCUCAGCUUCCGGGGCGAAGACACGCGCUACACUUUCACCGGCCACCUCCGCCACUCCCUGCACCAGAAGGGAGUCGACGACGAUGACCUGUUAAAUUGUGAUCUCCAUCGUUGUGCUGUCGGAGAACUAUGCCGGUUCGCCUGGUGUUUGAACGAGCUUGCAAAGAUCACUGAGUGUUGCCGUCGUGACGAGGAGAAGCAAGUGAUCGGGCCGGUGUUCUACCUCGUGGAGCCUUGGCAAGUGAGGCACCAGAAAGGCGCCUUCGGCACGGCGUUUGAGAAGCAGGAGCGCAGAUUCAGCGAGAACGCCGAGCGGGUCAUGAAAUGGAGGGAGGCGAUGAAGAGCGUCGCUAACCUUUCCGGGUGGAAAUUGAAGAAGAAUGAGUGUGAGUCGACAUUCAUUCAGUCACUCGUCAAAGAUGUAUUGGGCAAGCUGCAUCCCAAAUCUCUGCAUGUUGCUGACUUUCCAGUUAGUUUGCAACCGCAUGUCGAUCUGAUUAAUUCAAAGUUACAGUGGAACUGCGUCGUGGGGCUCUGUGGGAUAGGUGGAGUAGGUAAGACGACUGUUGCUAAAGCCGUAUAUAACCUUAUUGCUGAUCAAUUUGAAGGCAGUUGGUUCCUCGCCAAUGUUCAAGAGAAUUCCAAGCUUGGGGGUCUAACUCGAUUACAAGAAGCUCUUCUUCAUGAAACAUUGAGGGAUGUCAACUUGAAGAUUGACAAUGUUGAUCAAGGAAUUCACACUGUAAGGGAUAGACUUAGCCAAAAAAAGGUUCUUGUCAUAGUUGAUGAUGUGGAUCACUUAGAUCUAGUCAUGGCCACGGGCCGGUUUCGGCCCGGAACCGGUCCUGUCAAACCCGGACCCGACCUGUUGACCGGACCAGCGGAUGCUCUUCAGCUCUUCUGUUGGAAUGCUUUUAAGGAAAUCCAUCCUGGAAUCGAUUAUGAGAACCUCUCAUAUGUGUUGAUAAAUUAUGGUAAAGGACUUCCGUUGGCCCUCAUAGUAUUAGGUUCCUUUUUGCGAUGUAGAAGCAUAUCUGAAUGGAAGAGCACACUGGAUAAAUUGGAAAGAAUUCCCCAUGAAGAGAUCUACAACGUACUCAAAAUUAGUUUUGAUGGAUUAGAGGAACAGGAGAAGUUCAUUUUCCUUGACAUUGCUUGUUUCUUAAGGGGGAAGAGUAAAGACUACAUCAUGAAAAUUUUAGAUGCGUGCGACUUCAAUUCGUUGAUUGGGAUACAUAUUCUCAUAGAGACGUCUCUUGUAAGCAUUUGA
Molecule: messenger RNA, 1317 nt
Organism: Syzygium oleosum
Lineage: Eukaryota; Viridiplantae; Streptophyta; Magnoliopsida; Myrtales; Myrtaceae
Product: TMV resistance protein N-like
Exons: 4
Coding region: 1-1317 (438 amino acids)
Biological process (GO): defense response; signal transduction
Molecular function (GO): ADP binding
Source: RefSeq, a predicted model, not a curated record